Messenger RNA from Dentiscutata heterogama, 210 nucleotides. The record is from the annotation of a GenBank genome assembly. NCBI's taxonomy places the organism in Eukaryota, Fungi, Glomeromycota, Glomeromycetes, Diversisporales, Gigasporaceae.
AUGCUAAACAUCAUAAAUCUGUAAUAAUUCCUGAGCUUGAACUUGCUUUAAAGAAAUUUAUUUUAAUUUACCAAAGUAGAGCUGUUUUGAAUGAAGCAAUUUUAAUUAAAAAAGUGAAACAAUUAGCUAAAGGUUUAGGUCAAAAACUUCAUGGUGAAGAAUCAUCAGCUAAUAUAGUAGCUAUUACCAAUGCUUUAUCUUUGCUAAGAA